ACCUCUAAUGUUCGUUGCUCCUCGCUCUUGGAUGAAGGAUACCUGAUUUGUUUCUUUCUCGGAUUUCAGUUUCCUCUCAAACAGAUAUUUCCCAUUCCUUUCGAGUCGGAUAAUCCGAACAGUAGCCCAAGUUUCUCUCUUUUGCAGCUCUGCUUCUAAUGGCGGUUUCAAUUUCGACGUCGACGAUUCCUUCUUUGAAUUCGGGGUGCUCUAAUCGUUUGGCCGCUCCGUCUUCGUCGUCGUCUUCUCUGCAAUUCCCUCUACGGGUUCCGCAAGUUCGAAUCGGAACCACGGGGGUGUGCUCUCCUUCACGCCCUCGAGUCCUUUUGGUCAAAGCCGCUAAGCAAACAUUCUCCUCCUUUGACGAUUUGCUGGCUAAUACUGACAAACCUGUAUUGGUUGACUUCUAUGCUACCUGGUGUGGUCCUUGUCAAUUCAUGGCUCCUGUCCUCAGUGAAGUCAGUGCUCGGUUGAAAGAUAAGAUCCAAGUGGUGAAAAUAGACACCGAGAAGUACCCUAGCAUCGCUGAUAAGUACAGAAUAGAAGCAUUGCCUACUUUCAUCAUGUUUAAGGACGGAGAACCUUAUGAUCGCUUUGAGGGUGCUUUGACUGCAGAUCAGCUCAUCCAACGAAUUGAAAACUCUCUGAAAGUUAAGCAAUAGAUAAGUUCAGCAGCGAAAUCAAGCUUUUAGAUUGGCAAACUGGAUUUCGUAAAUGAAGAUUGCACAUUAGAUUGCUCUUAUCUUUCUUUCAGCGCUGCCUUCACUUUUUCUUUUUUCUUUUUUUAUAAACUGAUGUUGUACCAAAAAAAUGGUUUAUUUCUGCCAUGUUACCUUGGAUUAUGUUAAUAAGCCAAGCCAAACAAACUUUGGUGACAGAUUGCUUGGACUUUUGUAGAUCUGCACAAAAAUUGUCUCCAUUGAAAUUUUGACCAGGAAAAAAACCAGAACUUCCUUUUUGAUGGCAGUGAACAUUUUAUGUAUCUUACAUUCCAAUAUGGUUAAUGAUCUCAGGUUCCUUGCUA
Juglans regia (Persian walnut) is the source of this 1024-nucleotide messenger RNA. RefSeq names its product thioredoxin Y1, chloroplastic-like. The record is from RefSeq and is a predicted model, not a curated record. The transcript has 5 exons. Gene Ontology annotation, molecular function: protein-disulfide reductase activity; oxidoreductase activity, acting on a sulfur group of donors, disulfide as acceptor. Gene Ontology annotation, cellular component: cytoplasm. NCBI's taxonomy places the organism in Eukaryota, Viridiplantae, Streptophyta, Magnoliopsida, Fagales, Juglandaceae. Bases 159 to 662 code for a protein of 167 amino acids.